Messenger RNA from Manihot esculenta (cassava), 1516 nucleotides. RefSeq names its product cytochrome P450 81Q32. The record is from RefSeq and is a predicted model, not a curated record. The transcript has 2 exons. Lineage: Eukaryota; Viridiplantae; Streptophyta; Magnoliopsida; Malpighiales; Euphorbiaceae. The coding region runs from base 26 to 1516 and encodes 496 amino acids. Gene Ontology annotation, molecular function: iron ion binding; monooxygenase activity; heme binding.
CUCCAUUGAUUACUCUGUCAACAACAUGAUCUUACACCUCUUCCUCUUUCUGGUUUUCUAUGUACUCUCCAAGCAUUUUGUCAACAAAAUCCAGAAUCUCCCACCAACUCCAUUCCCUGCCCUCCCCAUAGUAGGCCACUUGCACCUCCUCAACAAGCCUCUCCAUCGUUCUCUCUCCACCAUAUCUAAACGUUACGGUCCCAUACUCCUCCUCAAGUUCGGCUUCCGCCGUGUCCUACUUGUCUCCUCCCCAUCUAUUGCAAAAGAAUGUUUUACUAAGAACGAUAUCGUCUUUGCCAACCGCCCACGCCUCCUUGCUGGCAAAUACUUAGGCUACAACUUCACCAGCCUCGUUUGGGCUUCUUAUGGCGAUCUUUGGCGCAAUCUCCGUAAACUAUCGUCCCUCGAAAUCCUAUCUUCUCACCGUCUCCAGUUACUCUCUAGCAUUCGAGGCGAUGAGGUGAAUUUACUGAUCCGUCGUUUGUUUAGGAACAAAGAUGAGAUGGUGGAUUUGAAAUCAGCCUUCUUUGAGCUGAUGCUAAAUGUGAUGACGAGGAUGAUAGCUGGGAAGAGGUAUUACGCUGAAAAUGUGGAAGAAGUGGAGGCUGCAGUAAGAUUUCGGGAGAUUGUGAGGGACACAAUCGAAAUGGUCAAUACAUCAAACAUGGGGGACUUUUUCCCCUUAUUAGCCAAGGUAGGAGGUACCGAGAAGAGACUUCUUGAUUUGCAGACGAGGAGGGAUGAAUUUAUACAAGGUUUGAUCGAAGAACAUAGAAAUAGAAUGACUAUUUCACCCUCUGAGGAGAAAAAUAAGACGUUGAUUGAGGUUUUACUAGCACUGCAACAAUCGAAUCCUGAGUACUACACAGACCAAACUAUCAAAAGCCUUAUGCUGGUUCUGCUGACAGGAGGAACUGAUACUCCAGCUGCAGCCAUGGAAUGGGCAAUGCCACUUUUAGUGAAUAAUCCUGAAAUUUUGAAGAAAGCACAGAAGGAAAUCGAUAAUGUCGCGGAACAUGAUUGCUUACUUACUGAAUCUGAUAUAUUAAACAUUCCCUACCUUCAAUGCAUCAUAAGAGAAGUCUUGCGUAUGUACCCAGUGGGUCCGUUGUUGGUUCUCGAGUCAUCAGAGGAGUGCUCUCUAGGAGGUUACCGUGUACCACUUGGCACCAUGUUGCUAGUGAACGUAUGGAGCAUACACAAUGAUCCUCAAGUUUGGGACGAGCCCCGGAAAUUCAAACCAGAAAGAUUUGAAGGGUGUGAGGCAGGGGUGAGAGAUGGUUUCCAAUUGAUGCCUUUUGGGUUGGGAAGAAGGAGCUGUCCUGGAGAGGGUUUGGCCUUGCGCAUGAUUGGUUUGACCUUGGGUUUAGUCCUUCGGUGCUUUGAGUGGGAAAGAGUUGGCAAGGAAAUGGUUGACAUGACUGAGGGAGUUGGACUCACAAUGCCAAAGGCUCAGCCCUUACUAAUUAAAUGUAGACCACGUCCAUCCAUGGUGAACCUUCUUUCUCAAGUUUGA